AUGGGCUUCCAUCCAAGACUGAGGUUUGCUCCCUCUCCAACGGGAAAGCUUCAUCUGGGCGGGCUCCGAACCGCCUUGUUUAACUAUUUCUUUGCAAAAAAACAUCACGGACAGCUAUUUUUGCGAAUCGAAGACACAGACAAAGCUAGAAGCGUUGCCGGGGCCGCUUCGUCGUUUAUUUCAAUAUUAAAUUGGACUGGCAUUAAAUUUGAUCCAUAUGUAGACCAUUUAGGAAGAUCCUUUCCGCACAUCUGCCAAUCGUCAAGGCUUGAUCUUUAUCGGUCCCACGCAAAAGUUCUUUUGGACAAAGGAUUUGCCUACAGGUGUUAUUGCCCCAAGGAGCUUAGCCCUGAUGGUCUAACCCCGCCUUCUGCUUAUGGCGGAACAUGCAGAUCCCUUUCUCGAUGUGAGAACCCCAAUUUGUGUGGCAAGCCAUUUGCCAUUAGAUUGAAGGUCGAUCAAUCUUUAUAUGAAGAUGUGCAAAACAAGCUGUUAAAGGCCUCGUUCAGAGAUUUGGUUUAUGGAGAUGCACUUUUUGGAUACUUCAAGCAUGUUCCGGCCGACCCAAUUUUGCUCAAGUCCGAUGGUACCAUGGUAUCGUUACUUGUAGGUUGGCCCACUUAUCAUUUGGCAAACGUAGUUGACGACCAUGAAAUGAAUAUUUCGCAUGUUCUUCGGGGAUCUGUAGGGCCUUAUGCUGAUGUUUUAGGAAUGGCUUGCCUCUACUCCCCUCCAUUUGUACCUCUAUGA
Mitosporidium daphniae is the source of this 750-nucleotide messenger RNA. RefSeq lists its product as uncharacterized. Gene Ontology annotation, molecular function: glutamate-tRNA ligase activity; ATP binding. The record is from RefSeq and is a predicted model, not a curated record. The coding region runs from base 1 to 750 and encodes 249 amino acids. Lineage: Eukaryota; Fungi; Microsporidia. Gene Ontology annotation, biological process: glutamyl-tRNA aminoacylation. The transcript has 3 exons.